Fusarium coffeatum is the source of this 924-nucleotide messenger RNA. RefSeq lists its product as uncharacterized. NCBI's taxonomy places the organism in Eukaryota, Fungi, Ascomycota, Sordariomycetes, Hypocreales, Nectriaceae. The transcript has a single exon. Bases 1 to 924 code for a protein of 307 amino acids. The record is from RefSeq and is a predicted model, not a curated record.
AUGCGCGCUGUCACUCCUUUCUGCAUCGUCGCUCUGGCGGCCAACCUUACUGUCGCCAGUGUCUGUAAGCCUCGACCAGCAACCAGUUCGACUCUUGAAUCUGCCAUAUCUACAACUUCAACUCUUUUGUCGACACUUUCUACUGCUACUGUUGAAGCUGAGACUGAGGCAUCAACCACUUCCGUCGUCGGAACAAUCUCUUCAAUAAUUUCUGAGGAAAGCACUAGUACAGAGGCCAUCGAGACCCUCGAAACCACAGUGACAGCAAAUCCAACCACGACUGUUGAGUCUGCUAGUACCGACGUUUCCUCUAUCUCCACCACUGUCGAGACCACAACCACGACGGAUUCAACAACGACCCUUGAGUCGUCUAUUGCAGAUAUUACCACUGCCGCCGCUACUACUACAAGCGAAGCUGUCAAGCCCAUCCCCACUUUUGAUAUCAUCGCUUCUGGGGGCGCAGUCGAUGGCAAGGUCCUUACGGGGAAAGCUAGAUUUGGCUACUUCAAUGGAUUCGACAUGCAGAUCAACAAAGACCAUCUCACAUACAGCAUCGAUACUAUCAGCGGUUUCGUGGAAGAGACGUCCAGCGGCGCCCGUCUGUGCAUAAUGAAUGGGGCACGUUCUGAUAGCUAUCGUAUCUUGAACUGCCCGCCCAAUAUCGAUAGCAUGUUCUAUCCUGUCUCAUUCAUCACUUGUCAAAAGUCAUCUGAAGGCAAACUCAAUUGUCAAGCGCCGCUUCGAGAAUGCACAGGGGAUUUCGAUUCCGAUUGCACCGCCAUUGACGAAACUCUGGGGCCGUUUUAUUACGGCGAUGAUGACUAUGGCAAGUAUCUCAACAUGGGUUUGUCUGGCGGUCCCUCUCCUGGGGUAAACCUCCAUGCUAUUGAAUUAAUUGCUCGUGAGAUCAUAACUGAAUCGUGA